CUGAUUGCUGUUUGUCAACCAAUGAUGUGAGUGUGCAAACCGGAGAGUCUCUCCACGCCUCUCCCUCUCUCUCUCUGUCUCCGUGUCUGUCUAGCGCCACGCAAAUUCUAAAAAACACAAUUACAUGCGCAAGCCGAUCGAGUGGGUGUCAUGCAGUCACAUGAAGCCACUUCAUUUCUAGUCGAUAUACAUGCUAAUCACCUCUCUUCGACCUCGUUCCGGGGCUUUUUCCUCUGCGCGUAACCGGUGAGAGCGAGAGCACUCGGGAUUCAGAGUCGGAGAAAACAAGGAAUGUUUCUUCCGGUUCUGAGGAGUGAGAAUACCGAACGGAAGCCGAUGUGGUCUUUGUAGGCUGUCAGCAAAGACUUGUACUCCCUCCUUUACUUCCACGUCUUGUGCCUCUCUGAACCAGCCACCUCUGCUACCGGCUUCGGUUUCUCCCCAACUGUAGGAAAAACCACUGAGACAAGAGAGAGGCCUCUGUCUUCAGAACUGCAGCCAACCUCUGACUGCAUGUCAGCGAGCUCCUCUUUUUUUCACCUUUCACUCCCCCUCAGAAACCCACAUUUCAUCAUAACCGUAACCUCCAGACCUACAGCGGGCUGCUAGCUGCCUCCUCGCAGGUUCAGUUGGCUAUUGCUCCCCUAUUGUUGACCCCUGACUGGCCUUCGACUGGUGCUCCUUCAGCAGGGGAGGGAGGGGAAAGAAGGCCUCUGAACGCUUUGCCACUUUCCCUGGAGAUGAAGUUGCAGGCCGUCAUGGAAAAUCUGCACAGGCAGCAGAGGGCCAAGCUACUGAUGGAGCAGCAGCUACAGCAGCAAGCCGCCUCCCAACAGACUCAGGUCCGUAUGGCCGGAGGGAAUGAGCUGAUAGGGAGCCCGGCACCUGAGACAGAGCAAACUCAGAUAGCGGCUCUUGCAGCCAUGCGUGCCGCGGCGGCCGGGCUGCAGAGGGUGUCAGACAGCCCCAUGUCGGAGCGCAGCAGUGGUGGUGACGAGGAAGGCGAUAAUGAGGACAACGAUGAAGGAGAGGAGCAAUACAAGGACAUGAUGGGGUCAGAUGAAGAGGAACAGAUCAAACAGAAAUGGGACGAGGAGGACUUUGAAGGUGAGAUGGAAGAAGACUUUGAGGAUGACCUUGAAGAGGAAGGUCUGCCUACGGGUCAUGAUGCAGUGGCCCCUGGCAAGGGCAUCCUCCUGCUGCCUCACCGUCAGCUUAACCCCCAUUCCCAGCUCCUGAAGGUCCGUCCCAGUGCUGAGCAGGAGUCCCGCUCAGCAGUGGGAGCACAUCUGCAUUCACAUACCACGCAUAGCCAUUUGAGUGGGCAGGACCACGGAGACUGGACCUACGAGGAGCAGUUCAGACAGCUCUAUGAACUGGAUGGAGACCCAAAGAGGAAAGAGUUUCUGGAUGACCUCUUCAGCUUCAUGCAAAAACGAGGAACCCCAGUGAAUCGUAUUCCCAUCAUGGCCAAACAGGUCCUGGAUCUGUACAUGCUGUACAAGCUGGUAACAGAGAAGGGUGGCCUGGUGGAGGUUAUUAACAAGAAACUGUGGAGGGAGAUCACCAAAGGACUCAACCUGCCUACCUCAAUCACCAGUGCAGCCUUCACUCUUCGCACACAAUACAUGAAGUACCUGUACCCAUAUGAAUGUGAAAAGAGGGCACUGAGCAACCCCAACGAGCUUCAAGCAGCCAUCGACAGCAAUCGACGGGAGGGCCGGCGACAGAGCUUUGGCAGCUCUCUCUUCACCUACUCUCCCAAUGGGACUCCCACCAUGCUGUCCUCGCCGAAGCUCCCCACGCCCAGCAUGGGCUUAACAGUGGGCACCAACGGGACCUCGCUGGGUCACAUCCACAAGAUCAAGAAAGAAGAAGAGGGAGGCCAGCCUCUGGCAGGCGUCAGCAUGGCUCGUUUGCCAGCGGGGGGCUUGGCAGGUCACUCAGUGGCUGCUGUGCAGGCAGCAGCAGCCCAUGCCGCCAUGGCUGCUCAGGUGGCCGCUCUGGAGCAGCUGAGGGACAAACUGGAAGCAGGCGAGCCGCCAGAGAAGAAGAUGGCGCUGUCUGCCGAGGAACACCAGCGACUGCUGCAGAGAGCGCUGCAGCAGAACCUGCUAGCCAUGACUGCUCAGAUACCUAUGAACAUUCGCAUCAACAACCAAGAUGGCAGACAAGACUCAGCUCUGAACCUCACCACCAACGGCACAGGGAGCAUCAGCAUGUCCGUGGAGCUCAAUGGAGUGGUAUACACUGGCGUUCUUUUUGCUCAGGCAGCACCAGGGUCAGCCUCGUCUGGUGCAUCUGCAUCGUCCGUCACCAACAAGGCUCCCAGCAGUCGCAUCGCUCCGCAGCAGCAGCAGCAGCUGCAGAACACACCUACCUCAAACUCCAGCAACUCAUUGUCUUAACAAACUCCCAGCCUUUCCUUCAUUCAUAUUUUUUUUUAUUUACCACGCUAAGUGAAGCCAAAAAGCAACCUCAUUUUCUAUCUCACCAAUGCCAAAAAUAGAAAAGAAAAGAAAAGAGAAGAACCAUAAACCAUACAGAAAGACACAAACUGGAACUCUGUUCACUUGAAGUACACUAUCUCAGGUUUCCUCUCACAAACUCUUUUGUUCUUCAUCGCCAAAAUGAUCUUGAAAAAGCAAAAUCUCCCAACUGAGAGCCAGUAUAUGCUAAACAAAGACAUAUGCACAGCCUGUGAAUUAUUUAUUUCUGCAUCAAUGUACAGAUUAUUUGGAGAAAAAAAGAGAAGAUAAAAACUAGGAAAGCAUUGUUUACACACACAAACACAGCUACUGACUGACAAUGAUGUUUUAUCCUUCAGGGGAGAGACUUUAUUUUAAGUUUUCAUUGUCAUUAUUGUCAUUAUUUUAUUCUCUUUAUUGUUUUUUUGUUUUUUUUAUCAUUUAAAUCUUUAACAAUCUUUUCACUGCAGGAAAAAAAUCUAUAUUAAGAAUUCUAUACAAAAAAAAAGAAUAUCAUCUAUUUUUAAUCAGAAUAACUUUAAGGAUAAGUGUUGUUUCUUCAGGGCAUAUAUAAAUAUAUAUAAAUAUAUAUAAAUUGUACCAUUGUGACCUCAUUUUGGGUAAAACCUUAUACACACGGCAGCCGUUUUGAGUGUCUGUGUGAGAUAACAACGCAGGUCUGUGCUCCUGUCGUGUGGGGACGUAUGCAUUACAUCACAGAUUCUCCUGUGAAUAGACAGAGUGACGUCGGCGUCCCGACUCAGACUAAUGCAAAGGAGCACGCAUUGGAGGCGGGCAUAGUUGUUCUUCCUGUGACGCUCGGCUAAUUUAGCUAGAAAAUCCACUCCUGUUUGUUGACACGAGGCUUGUUAAAUACACCCUUUACCUUUUUUUUUCUCUCUCUCUCCAUUAUGCUGGUAGAGUUUUCAAAAUGUAAGAGUAAGGUCAGUUUGUACAGGCGGUAAAAUUAAGUUGUUUCUUUUUGUUUUGUUUUUUUUCCCACCUCCCUGCACCUCAUCACAGGAUGGACUUUCUCAGUGCUGUCCACACCAAGUGUUCCUUUUCCUGUUUAGGGUUCAGAUUUAUGUGGAAAACACAGGUUUUAGGUGAAUGUUCUCAGGUGUUUCUCGCUCUUAAACAAAUAUCCCACUUGACAGAGCACUGCUUUUCCACGUGUUGAAAUCUGCGUUAUCUUCUUUCUAACUUGGCCUUUAGUGGAGUGAUUGUCUUUCAAAAAAAGAAAAGAUGCAUGCAUGUAUUUGUAGAUAAAAAGCCCCCUUAAUGAGAUAUGAAGUGAUUUCCCAUCUUAGGUUCGCAGGAGUCGAGCGUAUACUGAAUCUUUAUUAUUGCAGAGCUGCUCAAAUGGACAAUCAGGUGUCAGGAGAUGCUUAUCUGGGCUUCGGACGAGUGCUUUUUUUCAGCUCGUAUGUGACAUUGUGUUGUGUUUUCUUUUUUGGCUUUGUAUUAUAGAUUUCAGAUGCUUUUUAUUUUUAUUUUAGCGUUUUCAGCUUUGUUUUUGAUGAAUUUGUGUGUCUUCUGAUCCAAGUGCUUCUUAUCCCGCGCCUUGAGACGAACAGGGUCUCAUUAAGGUUAGCUUGCAACCUGUCCGGGAUCCUGCGAUGGCUGAGAGGCGAUCGCAGCUGCGGCGUUUGCUCGUGGCCUCGCGUCUUUGUACAAACUCUGUUAGCUUUACAAAACACAGAGGAGAAUCUGUGUCAUUUGUGUUCGUGCUUUUUGAAGUCAGUCAAUCAAUUCAGCUUUUUGAACUUUAACCUGUUACCUCUCUGAACUGUUAACCGUUAAAGAUUGUUCCCCACAGCCCCGACACACACGCGCGUACACACACACACAGUCACCCCACUUCACAAAGCAGCUUCAUUCCUACUGAUGUUGGAAGUAAAUCAGGCUUUGUACGUGGGUUCUGUUCAGAGACCUUAACACAGCAUGAGCUGACCAGAGAGCGCGCGGUACCUCAGUUUAAUCAGUUUUUACUGUUCAAGUCAAAUAUCACCAGAUGGCUGUCGUGGCUUUGAUUCUGGACUCACUUCUCGGUGGGAAAUUACCACCAGCUGCUACAGAGCAACUGGUCAUUACUUUUAUGUUUUUUGUAACGGACCUCACAGUCAUCACAGUGGCGUUCUUGAAUUUCAGUGCAAUGUCCACAAAGGAUUGAACUGUCCAUCCUCAGGCACAGGAAAGCAAAGGCGGACUUCAGGUUUAUGUAAAACCCUGCUCGAGACUUCAGAAACCAUUUGAUUUGCAAAUCGAAUAACUAAAUUCGUUUCUCUCCGCAAAACGCUUAAGCGCCUUUUAGAUGCGGAAUACAAAACAUUGCCGGCUUUAUCUGUUUACCGUAAAGUUCCUCCUCCUUCUCAAAGAUGAGCCCAUGGCUGAGGCAGCGACAGCCACACUAACCUUGCAAUAAUUGCCAGACACAUGCAAGAAGUGUUGCAUUUGUGGCAUCGAUUGCCAAUGUCAACUAUGAUGAGGUUAAACCACACUUUUGAACAUUUAGAGUUGUGAGUGUGUGUCUGCGUUUGGUGCAUGGUGCAACAUCAAGCAGUAGCUGCUCCUGGUUCUCACACGGGGGCUCGAGGAGGCCGUUCCACACAGACGCCGUAAACCGAACACACGGUUGCUGAGACACGAUGAUAAAACAUUCAGCUGUUUGGCGAAUUCUCCAGUGAACCCAUGAGCACGUGCAGGACACCUUUCUGAAAAAAGUGACUGAAAUUACGUAGUCAGACAUGAGGCUGAUGUGUUAGGACGCCGUCAGGCUCAGAGAGUGUCUACGUGUAGAAUGUGUUGCUCUUCAUUAACUCAGGCGUACAGCUGAUUUAAAUGUUUGAUAAGUGCAUCUCUUAGAAACACAGUAAACACUUUGUGAAUGUGAGAUUCAAAGGCUCAGCUCCAUGAAUGUCAUCUGCCUUUUUUUCAUGCCCUUACAGUAAUGGGUUGGUAUGUUGGAGUACUGCUUAGGCCCUAACCAAAACAAAACAAAAGGGGAAAAUGACAGCCCUCACGUAUUCCUGCUUCCUUGUAUCUGCAGUAUGAGUGGAUACGAGGGCUGUUUUUCUUUGUAUCAGGAGUAGCAGGUGUCACAGUUGCCAGUAAUGGCUGACAAUCAAAUAGAGACGUACUGCGGCUGGAAGCAUGUUGGGGGAGGAUGGCUGGAGAGAAGCUAAAUUCAAUCAAUCCCAAUCUAAAGGAUCAACACUGCUUUUUCACAUUUGACCCUGUGACCUUUUGGCCCCCAAGGCAGCUUUUAAAGCACCCUCCCCCCCUUCGGUGAAUCCAUAUUUAUCGUAUAACUAUCGACUGCUUGUGUGUGAUAUUUGCACAUGAACAACAAAGGUACCGCCACUCGACUGUACUCGCUCUCUCUGUGGACGGCAGCAUUUUCAAGGAACAUGUUCUUAACAUGCGCAGUAGCAACAAUCAUGAGACUUAAAGACAACGCUGUAUACCUCCAAACACUCUCGACAUCCCUUCAACCACAAUCAAACCCCGUUUCUACCUCAAGGACUAAAAGCUUUGGCAGAUUUCUCCUGCAGGGCCACACCUGGGAGAAUCCUGCUGGAGGCUGCGCUCAGGCCAAAAAACCCCACUCAAGUGAUGGUGGUGCCGGUUCAUAAGGAUUUUAAAAGAGAUUGUAGUGACCACAGACAAUCAGCUGAAAAUGCAAUUCUCACCUUUAACGAUGACCAUUUUAGAGGCAGCUCUUUGGCAAGAGCUCCCCUCAGUGGAAGGUUUUUGUUACAGCGCACAAUCAGUCAAAGUUUCCUGUAUGGGGGGGAAAAAAACAUGGAAGGAUAUGAAGGCUUCAACUAUUCCAUUUACUUUCUUUUCCUUUCUUUACUUCCUUGUGGUGUUUCCAGAGUUUAAUGUUUGUGGGGGAUGUAAAAGCUUCAGAAUCAGCAUUCAGAUCACGGAACACUAAAACCAAACUUCACAGGCUUUUAGAAUCAGUAGCUCUGCAAGGCACUCAAACAGGGAAGUGGUUCAGACAGGGAAAAUGCAGUCUGGCCUGUAUCAGUGCAAUCAUGUAGGAUCCUCUGGUCAGAGGUAGUUCAUCUCUGAUAUUUUAAGGCACAGUGUAGCUAAGAAAACUGCAUCAGUCUUAACUCUGUAGCCUGUAGAGUUGUGAAAAACAGAUUUUUGUUCAGGCUGGAGCUUUCGUUUUUUAUUGUAUGGUAGGAAGUUUGACUCCUAUAGCUUACAGAUGUUUUCCAUCAUUAGAUUAGACAAUGCCUGCGCAACAUGUUUGGCUUUUUUAUUAUUUUAUUCGUCUUUAAUGGCCCUGGACUGUUUUCAGAAGCCUGCUUCGUUUGACACUGUUGUACAGACUUGAACAGCAACAUAACUCAUCUAUUUUCCUGUCUUGGAGUCCAAUUUUGAUAACAGUAUGUUAAUAUCAGCACAAACCCUCAGAGUCUAUCGCGAUCAGCUCGCUCGCUCUCUGUCUCAUUCGUAACUUUUAAGUGUCUGAAUCUCAGCUGUUUUUGAUCCCAACCAGAGCUGUAGAUAAAAUAACUGCUUGAAAAACAUGGUUCUGAGGGUCUUGCUUGGAGCGUGACUCCUGCUCCCACCUGCUGCCGACAUGGACACUUUGCUAGAACAUUUACGGGUUAAGGCGCAUGUGGGGCUCGAGGACUUUUGACUGGACUUCACCACUCACCUUACCUCAACCAGGGGGACUGUGGAUAGGGAAGAUGAUGAUGAUGAUAAAAUAACAAGAUGCCUUCUGCUGUGACAAUUAUAUGAAUUAACAUGUAUUACUAAGACUCAUUAAGUAGAUUAUUUCUGAAAUUGGCUUUUAGGGCUAUGGAUAUAUAAUUUUUUUUUUUUUAAUUGUUUUUUGUUUUUUUGGCUAUUUCCCUGCUUUUUUCCUUGUUUUAGACAUGCUGUAGCAACGGAGACACAGAGAUUACUUAUAGAGCAGAUUUUUGAAUACAGUGAUGAUACUUAUAAUGGUAAUGUGAUUAUUAUAGGGAAGCGUGUGUGUGUGUGUGUGCGUGUGCGUGUGCGUGAGCAAGUGAGAGUGUGUGUGUGAGAGAGCUUCACGUGUAUCCUCAGAACAGAAACAGUACUCUGUCUCUUGUCUCUUACAACCUCUCAGGAAAAUCUACCUCUACCUCCAGUUUGAUGCAUUUAACCCGGUGAGGGCUCAAGUUACAGUUUGGCAGGAAGAGGACAUGAGAAUGGGCGCCGGCGUUUGAAGUGAACUUCAGCCGACCUCGAUUGAUAUGAACGCCGUGCUUGUGUUAGAUACAAACAAGACAUUCUUGGUUGAGAGGUUCAUUUCUGACGCCGGGGCGUCCGCCGCCCUCUUGUUUGUCGUUACACUUUCGUAACACUUCUGUUGUUUAGCUUAUUUGAGUACCAACAACAGGGAACCUCCAGCUCAACAGCUAACUACUACCAGUACUCGGACAAGUACUGCUUCUCACACCACUGUCAGUUCAGAGUUUUGCAGUCUGCUCUAUUAAUGUGUGCUUAUUCCUUCUUUUUUUUUUUUUCUAUCAAUGAUCACAUUUUUUCACAAGUGGGAUGUUUCCCCAAUGGCCACCACAUCUGUGAUGUGGCAGCGGGGCAAUGCAACUGUUUAUUUUGAAGGGUGAAGAUCUGUUCUUGCCUAUUUACUCAAUAUAUGUUAGUGUGAAUACUUUUAUUUUGAAUCUGAAAUUAAUAAAAUAUCACCUUUGUUAAAUGUCA
This is a messenger RNA of Haplochromis burtoni (Burton's mouthbrooder), 8183 nucleotides long. It is a transcript of the gene arid3a, whose product is annotated as AT rich interactive domain 3A (BRIGHT-like). Lineage: Eukaryota; Metazoa; Chordata; Actinopteri; Cichliformes; Cichlidae. The transcript is spliced from 9 exons. The coding region runs from base 741 to 2408 and encodes 555 amino acids. The record is from RefSeq and is a predicted model, not a curated record. Gene Ontology annotation, cellular component: nucleus. Gene Ontology annotation, molecular function: DNA binding. Gene Ontology annotation, biological process: regulation of transcription by RNA polymerase II.